UGUUGGGGUGGGGGGGAGAAGAACGCAGACUUCACCUUUGAUUCCCCCGUGGUUUAGAUUCUGGCUGAAUGUUUCCGGCUGGAGGCCGGUGCAAAAACAGGUCCUGCCGCACCGCCUCGUGUCCGCGAUGAGCACCUGGGCUUUGCUCCGUUUCCCUGCACCGCUGAUCAGGAUGUGCUUGGGGAACUGGGGACUCGGGCUUCAGGAGAAGCCAGCACUGCUCUUCCCAGGAAUGGCUGCUGCUGUGGUGCAGGUGGCAGGCAGGAAGGACUAUCCUGCUCUGCUUCCCCUGAAUGAGAGUGAGCUUGAAGAACAGUUUGUGAAAGGCCAUGGUCCAGGGGGCCAGGCUACCAACAAAACCAGCAACUGUGUAGUGCUCAAACAUGUGCCCUCCGGCAUUGUGGUCAAGUGCCACCAAACACGGUCAGUGGAGCAAAACAGAAAGAUAGCUCGGAAAAUCCUCCAGGAGAAAGUGGAUAUCCUCUACAAUGGCGAAAACAGCCGUGUCCACAAAGAAAAGCUGGAGGCUGAGAGGAAAAAGCAAGCGAGGAAGAAAAGAGCAAAGGAGACUUUAGAAAAAAAGAAGUUGUUGAAAGAACUAUGGGAAGCAAGUCAACACGUCCCUGAGGAGAGAACUGGUGCUGACGGUGUACCAGGGGGCUUUCGGGAAUAGGGGUGGUAAUGCCUGGCACCAGUAUUGGAGCAUCUAAAGAAAGCGUCCUGGAGGCAGGAGUGGUGGUACACACUGCUGUCUCGGCACUCGGGAGGGCUAGGGCUUGGGCAGAAGCACUUGUCCCGCAAGUGAGUUUGAUCCUCAAAAUCCACAUAAGGGUGGAGGGUCAAAACUGACUCCAGAGUCCUCUGACUUCCUGAUGUACGUUAUUCCCUGUGUGCCCACACUUGUCACACACAAAAAUGAACAAGCAAUACAAGGUUGAGAUGAAAACAGUUUGAAGCCGGGCGGUGGUGGCGCACGCCUUUAAUCCCAGCACUCGGGAGGCAGAGGCAGGCGGAUCUCUGUGAGUUCGAGACCAGCCUGGUCUACAAGAGCUAGUUCCAGGACAGGCUCCAAAACUACAGAGAAACCCUGUCUCGAAAAACCAAAAAAAAUAAAUAAAUAAAUAAAAAAUAAACUGUCAGUGAAGUGGCCCUAAGUUACCUGCUGUGCUUGCUGGUUUUAACAAUUCACACAAGCUAGCAUCACCAGGGAAGUUUUAGUGAGAAAUUAUAAGGAUGUCUGUGGGAAUUAUCUGUAUUGUUAACUAAGUCAGAAAACUCAGCUCAUUGUGGGCAGCAUCAUUCCCUAAGCAGGAACCCAGAAUACAAGAAAGCUAGCUAAGAAAAGCAAGCAGCGAUGCUUUUUACUCUCUUGACUGGAUAUGGUGUGAUACUAUUGGAGCUCCUACCUCGACUUCCCCUAAGAUGACUUACUGUAACUUGAAAUA
Messenger RNA from Chionomys nivalis (European snow vole), 1445 nucleotides. RefSeq names its product mitochondrial translation release factor in rescue (gene Mtrfr). NCBI's taxonomy places the organism in Eukaryota, Metazoa, Chordata, Mammalia, Rodentia, Cricetidae. The coding region runs from base 128 to 673 and encodes 181 amino acids. Gene Ontology annotation, biological process: translational termination. Gene Ontology annotation, cellular component: mitochondrion. The transcript has 3 exons. Gene Ontology annotation, molecular function: translation release factor activity. The record is from RefSeq and is a predicted model, not a curated record.